This is a messenger RNA of Sorex araneus (European shrew), 7126 nucleotides long. Its product is annotated as zinc finger protein 420-like. The coding region runs from base 56 to 3595 and encodes 1179 amino acids. The transcript has 7 exons. Lineage: Eukaryota; Metazoa; Chordata; Mammalia; Eulipotyphla; Soricidae. Gene Ontology annotation, biological process: regulation of DNA-templated transcription. The record is from RefSeq and is a predicted model, not a curated record.
AGCCGUGUCAAGUUGGGGAGUGUUUUGUGGGGGGUGUUGGGCAGUACGCCCUGCCAUGCUCAGGGAUUACUCCUGGCUUUGUGCUCAGAGGACCCUAUGGAAUGACGGGGAUCGAAUCUGGGUGAGCAGCAUCCAACGGAAAGCCCUUCCUGCUGUCCUAUCAUCACUCUGGCCCCAUAUAUAUCACUGUCACUGUCACUGUCAUCCCAUUGCUCAGCGAUUUGCUCAAGCAGGCACCAGUAAGGUCUCUUGUUACUGGUUUUGGCAUAUCGAAUAUGCCAUGGAUAGCUUACCAGGCUCUGCUGUGUGGGCAAGAUACUCUCGGGUUGCUUCCCCAGAGGCCUUUCCUUGGUCAUAUGAAAUCACGACUCCAAAGAUGGCAGUAUGGAGUGUCGGCCACCAUCCACAGGAUGCGGUGACCUUCCCUGACGUGGCCGUGAGCUUCACCCUGGAGGAGUGGAUGUGUCUGGACACCUCUCAGCGGAAGCUCUACAGGGACGUGAUGCUGGAGACCUACCAGCACCUGCGGGCCGUCGAUGCGUCCAUCGUAAAGCCUGCUGUGAUCUCCUGGUUGGAACAAGGAGCCUCAAAGGCAGUGAAGACAGGAAUCUUUAAGGAAGGGAAAUUCAGACAGAAGUACAACUUGGCAUUCUAUUCACGUGACUUUGAGAAGGAAACAAUGGGCAUGGACAGCGGCCCCGAGUGCUGGAACGUGUGUGCUGAGGAGCCAGGAGAAGGUUCGAGGGAAGGAUCCUGCCUCCCUCCCAUCAGUCCCGCGAGCCAGCUCUCUGCUGCAGAUCUGACUGGCACACGUUUUCCCACAUCGAGGAAGCCUGGCACCAGAAAAAGUUACCUGGCGUCUCUGGAACCCCCUCCUCAACCUGCAGAGACGCCCCGUGGCGGGGAGAACACGCCUUCUGCCGAGCAGGGACGGGCUCUUCCAAGCCCCUCGGCUCCUCCCAGGCCUGGUCAAACCAAGGAUGCCAGAAGCCCCGACAACUUGAAGGAAGGCGGGGUUGGCGCGGAGGGUCCCGACCACGUCCAGGGCCAGACCCGGCGUGGGAAGAGUCUCCGCUCACAGGAGGAGCCUGCGGGAGCUUUGAGGCCCACAUCGCGCCUGGGAAUUCGCUCCGGAGUGGACGCUAUGGCAGGCGAGGGGUGGCGGAGCACCCUCUCGCCCUCCCCCAAACAGCAGUCGGGCCCCCCCGGGACUCGGGUCGGGGAGAUCGUCCGUGCCCACGAGGGCCGGGAGAAGGAUGCGGAUGCCAACUACGGCUGCCCUAAAGAGGGGGCCGCCCCGCCGCGGGGCAGAAGCUUCGUGUGCGGGGAGUGUGGCAAGGCCUUCCUGCAGUCCUCAGACCUCCUGCGGCACAGGACGGUCCACUCGGGCGAGAAGCCCUUCGUGUGUCCCGAAUGCGGCAAGCCCUUCCCCCGCUCGUCGUGCCUGAAGAACCACGCGCGGAUCCACACGGGCGAGAAGCCGCACGCCUGCCCCGAGUGCGGGAAGGCCUUCCUGUCGUCCUCCCAGCUGGUGCUCCACCGGCGCAUGCACUCGGGGGAGCGGCCGUUCGCGUGCGACAAGUGCCCCAAGGCCUUCCAGUCGGCCUACAAGCUCAUCCGCCACUUCCACACGCACACGGCCGAGAAGCCCUUCGUGUGCCACGAGUGCGGGAACGCCUACACCGAGUACGCGGGCCUGGCCAAGCACCGCAAGGCCCACACGGGCGAGAAGCCCUACGCAUGCCCGCAGUGCGGGAGGACCUUCGUGCAGGCCUCCUACCUCGCCCACCACCUGCGCACGCACACGGCCGAGCGGCCCUACGCCUGCCCCGAGUGCGGGAAGGGCUUCAAGUGCGCCAAGAACCUCGCCGCCCACCGGGGGACGCACACGAAGCCCUUCCUGUGCGGCGAGUGCGGCCGCGCCUUCGCCCAGUCCACCACCCUCUGCCAGCACCAGCGGACGCACACGUGCCAGAGGUCCCACGUGUGCCAGGAGUGCGGGCGGAGCUUCAAGUCACCGGGCUACCUGCACGUCCACCAGAGGAGCCACAGCGGGGAGCGGCCCUUCCCCUGCCCGCACUGCGCCAAAGCCUUCAUCCGCGCCUCCAGCCUCAGCCACCACCUGCGCAUCCACACGGGCCAGGCCUCCUACCAGUGCGCCCAGUGCCCCAAGGCCUUCCCGACCUUGUCCCAGCUGGCCACCCACGUGCUCAUGCACACGGGGAAGAAAGCGUUCCCGUGCGAGCUCUGCGGGAAGUCCUUCAACAGCCCCUCGAAUGUCCGCAUUCACAAGCGCUGUCACACCGGAGAAAGCGUGUGUGCACCCUCCCGGAUGGGCGGAACCUACGACCUCCAGCAGCAUGACCAAGCUGACGACCAGCAUGCCUUCUUUCCCCCAUGGGGGCGCGCCCAGAAGCCCCCGGGGCUCACCACGGAGGAUACUCUAGACAACGACCUUCCGACUCCAACGAAGAAACCAGGGUCCGAGAAAGCCUGCCCCAAGCUCCUGCCGCCUCUCCUGCCCCACGCCGCAGGGAAACCCUCCCCGGGGCACCCGAGCACCAAAAACCGGGGCAGCUCCGUGGCCAUCCUGAGCCAGCCGGACCCCGUGAAGUCCCAAGCCGAUCAGGGAAACGACCCGAUCACCCGCCAGGCCCCACCGCCCAGCGAGGCGAGGCCCCACGUGUGCCCCAAGUGCGGCAAAGCCUUCGCCAAGGCGUCGGGACUGGCGCUGCACGCGAAGAUCCACACGGGGAGGAAGCCGUACCAGUGCGACAAGUGCGGGCGCGCCUUCUACGCCUCGUCCAACCUCACCAAGCACUUCCGCACGCACACAGGCGAGAAGCCCUUCCUGUGCAACGUGUGCGGCAAGGCCUUCACCACGUCGUCCUACGUGACCAUCCACCAGCGCUCGCACACGGGCGAGAAGCCCUAUGCGUGCCCGACGUGCGGCAAGGCCUUCACGGCGUCCACCCGCCUGGCCAAGCACCUGCUGUCGCACGGGGCCAAGAGCUUCGCCUGCGACGUGUGCGGGAAGUGCUUCGCCAAGGCGGCCAGCCUCGACAUCCACCGGCGCAUCCACACGGGCGAGAAGCCGCACGCGUGCCCCGAGUGCGGCAAGGCCUUCUCGGAGCCUUCGGUGCUCACCAAGCACCGGAAGAUCCACACGGGCGAGAAGCCCUACGCCUGCCCCGAGUGCGGCAAGGCCUUCAGCCAGUCGUCGGGGCUCACCAAGCACCUGAACAUCCACACGGGCGAGAAGCCCUUCGCCUGCCGCGAGUGCGGGAACGCCUUCACGCACUACUCGGGCCUCACGGCCCACCUGAAGAUCCACAGCGGGGAAAAGCCCUACACCUGCGACAAGUGUGGCAAGGCCUUCGCCUCCUCCACGCAGCUCACCACGCACUUCCGCUCGCACACGGGCGAGAAGCCCUUCCAGUGCAACGUCUGCGGCAAGACCUUCGCCUGCUCGUCCUACGUCACCAUCCACAAGCGCUCGCACACGGGCGAGCGGCCCUACGGGUGCCACCAGUGCGGCAAGGCCUUCACGGCGUCCUCGUGCCUCAUCAAGCAUCUCCGGUCGCACACCGGCUAGCAGGGGCCCCUACCGUGUCAUUCACACGCGGACUCAACACAGGCUGCGAGCGCGCAUGCGCCCUGACUUGGUGGAAACCCAGACUUGGGCAGAAAGAAGCCCUUGACGUGUGUGAUUCGUGUUUUGCUUUUGCUGGGGUGGGGGUGGGAGGUGGGGCACACUUAGCUGUACUCAGGGGCUUCUUCUGGCGCCACGUUCAGAAAUUUCUUUUGGUGGAGCCAGGAAUCAAACCCAGGUCAGCCACAUGCAAGGCAAAUGCCCUUCCCCUUGUACUACUGCUGUGGGGGGCAGAGGGAGGUGUCUGAAGUGUGUGACUUAAUGUUUACAAAGGUAAACCUGAACCUCUGGACCUCUGCCCAGAGAAAGAUCUGGAAUGUUCUGGGGCCAGAAAGAUCACACAGCGAGUAAGGUACUUGCUUGGCACGGGGCAGACCUGGAUUCGGUCCCCAGUUCCCCCCCCCCCCGGAGUGAGCGCAGUCAGGGGUCAGCCCUGAGCACCAAAAUGUUCGACCCACCCCCUACCUACCCCCCAAAAAAAGGUGAGCCUUUGGGAAAUGCUCUUAUGACUCUAAAAUCUUGCCUCUCUAAGGGGAGGAGGGUCUUUAGAAGGUUCUGGUGAUUGUUUUGUUUUGGGGUCUGCACCCUGAGAUGCCUGAGACUGACUCUUGGGCCUGUGCUCAGGCAGUGCACCUGGUGGGCUCCAGGGAAUCCUAUGAAGCGAGGGAUCGAACCUGGGUUAGCAGUGUGCAAGGUCAAGGCCUUUCCUGCUGUACUAGCUCUUCAGCACCUGCUGAUGUUCAUUUUGAUGCUAGUGUGUUCUGGGUUAGUUUUGUUUGGCUUUGAUCGGGAGGGGGGGGGUGCACAACCAGCAGUACUCAGGGCUGACUCCUGGCUCUUUGUUCUGGAAUCGAACCCAAAUUGGCUAUGAACAAGGCAGGAUCCCAACCAAUCGUGCCAAUCCUUUGGGUUCCUGGUGAUGUAUUUUAUUCAGGGGGCUCUGCCUGCUGAUGUUCCCAGUGUAGGGGUCAUCGCCCCUGGGGUGCAGUCAAUGUACUUCCAGCCCCUGCAGCCAUCUCUGGGGCCCUAUGGAUUGAUUUUAAGUGUUUAUGGGCAAGCCCUAGAUUUUUCAGAGCCUUUGAAUAUUUUUUUUUCUUUUUGGGUCACACCCAGCGAUGCUCAGGGGUUACUCCUGGCUUUGCACUCAGGAAUUACUCCUGGCGGUGCUUGGGGAACCAUAUGGGAUGGGUCAGCCACAUGCAAGGCAAACGCCCUACCCGCUGUGCUAUUGCUCCGGCCCCUGAAUUUUUUCUUUUAAGGGGGUGACGGGGAAUGGUGGGGAGCCGAGCACUCAGCUGUGCUUGUGGUGCUCAGGCAACCGUGUGGUAUAGGGGAUCAAGCCCUGGGUUCCCACAUGCCAAGCUUGUACACCAGCCUUCUAAGGAAACCUGAGUGCCGGUGGACCUGCCUUUCUUUUAUUGGUUGUUUUGAUUUUACUUGGGGGGGCCACACCUGUGCUCAGGGCUUACUCCUGGCAGGGCUUGGGGGACCUUUAUGCGGUGCCCUGACCAAGCUCAGGUUCAGCCCUGUGCAAGACAAGCUCCCUGCCCGCUGUGUUCUCUCCAGCCUCAUGGACCUGCCUUUUCUUGCUGCCUGUACCAGCUUCCAGGUCACGGCCGGAACAAAAACUCAUCUCCUGAAACUCUCCAGUGCCGGGAUUCUGUUGUAGCAUUUACCCCAGUUUCCCUUUCUGUGACUCGAACCCAGGCCAUGGAGAAAGGCCAGUGCUGCAGAACUUUGCCCCCUGGAGUCUGAGAGAGUUCAGGGGUUCUACUGUUAGCCUGGUAUGUAGCCGUGCCCUAUAUCCACCCGUAUCCCUCACCCCAACACUGUCCAGGGCCACUACUUCUGAGCACAAUGCCAGGAAUAGUCAAUAUAUAUGGUUCUUCCCCACACAUCCUCCAAAAAAAAUUUUUUUUUUUUUUUGCCAGGGGACGGGGGUCCCUCCCACAUUUGCUACUCUCAACACUGACUAUUGCAAGAUCCCCUGGGGUUGGAUGGAUGUGUGCAUGGAUGCAUGUGUACAUACAAAAUAUGUACAAAUGAGAGUCCAUGUGAAGGGCCUGGGCAGUGAUACAGUGAAGACGCUUGCAUGCAAAGCCUCUGUGUAGGACCAGAGAGAGAGUCCAGCAGGGAAGGCAGUUGUCUUGCACACAGCCCACCCAAGUUUGAUCGCCGGCAUCCCCUAUGGUCCCGAGCACCGCCAGGAGUGAUCCCUGAGUGCAGAGCCCUGAGGAAGCCCUGAGCACCACUGGCUGUGGCCUCAAAUCAAAGCCCUUGUGAAAGCCUCUACCAGCCGUGCUGCAUCAGGAAAGAACCUGGGGAUCUGGGAGAAGAGGACAGCAGGGAGGGAGGGCACUGGGUGCUGCCCCCAAAUCAAAAAGCCUGGGGGGGGGGGCUGGAACGAUAGCACAGCGGGUAGGGCGUUUGCCUUGCACGCGGCCGACCCGGGUUCGAUCCCCAGCAUCCCAUAUGGUCCCCUGAGCACCGCCAGGAGUAACCCCUGCACAUCGCUGGGUGUGACCCAAAAAGCAAAAAAAAAAAAAAAAGCCUUGGGGGUUGGGGGUGUGCUGGAGUGAUAGCACUGCAGGUAGGGCCUUUGCCUUGCACACAGCCAGCCCAGGUUCGAUUCCCAGCAUCCCACAGGAUCCCCUGAGCAUCGCCAGGAGUAGUUCCUGAGUGCAUGAGCCAGUAAUAACUCCUGUGCAUUGCCUGGUGUGACCCAAAAAGCGAAAAAAUUAAAAGCUUUCACGGGCUAGAGUGACAGCCAACUGGAUGAGGCACUUGCUUUGUAGGUGGCCGACCUAUUGUCAAUCCCCAAUACCAUAUUAGAUGCCUUGAGCCCCCACUAGGAGUGAUCCCUGAGCAUGGCUGUGUGUGCCAUCCCCCAAAAAAGUAUUUUUUUAGCUAAUUUCUUGUGAAGUGUGGAGUUCAGCUACAAACUGGAGCAUGGCUAUUCAUAACAUCACAUCCCCCAUGCCAGAGGGGACUCUUAAGUCUCUUGCUGUGAAGGGAACUAUUGGGGUGUCGUGGAUGUUUGCUUCACCCUGAACCCCACUUCUUAUACUGCCCCAGAAAUUGUUUGCACUGGAUGGAACAGAAGAUAUAUUUCCCUGAGGCACUGUUGCCACUGUCUAAUUGUCACAGCCUGAUUAUUUUUUUUUAACAGCCUGCUUUUUUUUUUUUAAGUGAGGCCAGCAGAAUGAAAGUAAAAAUCAUGACUUGUUUGUAAAAGCUUUGUGUAGUAGUCAAACCUCCCAUUUUUGUGGGGAGGGAAGCCAAGAAUCCUAAAAUCUCUGGGUGACUUAAUCUGGUGAAAUACGGUGGCUGGUGCAUUGCCUCUUUUCACCAAAUUCGGAUUUUGUGUUUCCAUAGUACCAGGUCCUAUCCCAGGUGAGAGUUCACACGUGCACCUCAGUUUUCCUUUGCCUACCUUUAACUUAACUGCUCAUAUUAAAGGAGUCUGGGCUGAGA